AUGCUGGUCUUUUCAUCGUCUGGCAGAGGACGGAAGCUGACAACAUCAUUCGCGGUAAGGACAGGCGACGACAAACAGGAGUAUGUCCUGAAGGCGGUGAUCUACUUUGGAGCGAGUCACUUCACGCUGCGGGUCGUAAAGGACUUGUCACAUGCCUGGUACUACGACGGCAUGAAGAGAGAUGGUGAAUUUGUUUACGAAGGACUAAUAGACGGCAUCAACCUCCGCUCUGCGAGGGGUAGAGACGCGGUAGCAGUGAUAUACGCAGCAGCAGAAUGAUUUUGUGGCGGCCGACG
This is a messenger RNA of Schizophyllum commune H4-8, 296 nucleotides long. RefSeq lists its product as uncharacterized. The record is from RefSeq and is a predicted model, not a curated record. Bases 1 to 279 code for a protein of 92 amino acids. The transcript has a single exon. NCBI's taxonomy places the organism in Eukaryota, Fungi, Basidiomycota, Agaricomycetes, Agaricales, Schizophyllaceae.